AUGACCAAGGAUAAAGGAACAUAUUGUAUAUUGUCUCUUGAUGGUGGAGGUGUUAGAUCAAUUUUAGAGACGACAAUAUUAAAGAGGAUAUUGGAUGCAUAUCCAAACUUCUUGGAUAAUGUCGAUUUGAUCACAGGCGCCUCUGCAGGUGGUAUUUUGGCAUUGGUGCUGGCCUCUGGCAAGACAACUGGCGAGACACAGACCUUCUUUAAGAAGAUCGCCCCAGAGAUAUUUCACAAGUCAUGGAUUCAUGAGAUCACUUCAUUGGACAGCGCUAUAGCACCUGCCUACACCAAUUCAAAGUUGAGACAGGGCCUGCAAGACGAGCUCGGAGACAUCACACUGGGCCAACUCAAGAAGAAGGUACUCAUUCCCAGCUUCCAACUGGACAACGAGUCCACAGCACACCUCCCAACACCACAACAGCAGGAUGAGAACAACAAACAUCACCAUGAGUCUGACAAGUUUGAGGACUUUGAAAUGGUACCUCGUAACAGUCCACAGGUGCAUCACAGAAGAUGGGUGCCACGUUUCUUCCACAACAUGAAGCAUUCAAAGACCAACUCACAUCCAGCUGUGGACGUGGCACUCAGGACAAGUGCUGCCCCCACCUACUUCCCAAUCUACCAAGGAUUCGUAGACGGUGGAGUCUUUGCCAAUAACCCAGCACUUUGCGCAAUCACCAGUGCAAUGUCCUCAGGCGUACCAUUAGAGAACAUCGUUGUGCUGUCACUGUCUACAGGUCGCGAUGGCAAAUACGUCUCACCAGAGAAAUAUGGAGGCGGUGAUUGGGGACUGGCGCAAUGGGCCCCAACACUCAUCGACAUGCUGUUGGACUCCAACGUUGAGAUCACCGACUACCAAUGCCACCAGUUGCUCGGUAUCAAGUACCACCGCAUCGACCCAUUGCUGCCGCGCGCCAUCGAUCUCGACCAGCCCAAGUACAUCCCAAUGCUAGAGAGCGUUGCCAACAAUGUCGAUCUUACAGACACGGUCUCAUGGAUCGAGAAGUUCUGGUUCAAUGCCAAGCCAGUCGAGGACCAGUUGGACAAGACACCGACCACCUCUCCAACCUCAACACACAUGAUGUGUUCUCUUCAAACUGAGGACCUUCUUGAUAUCACCGCCACUAUCGAACAAGCCAGCGGCGAUCAGGUGAUUGACAACAACAACAGCAACAAUAGUGAUGGAACGCAGUCCAAGCCCUACAAGUACAGCAGCUAUUGUUCAAUUAUGUAG
Messenger RNA from Acytostelium subglobosum LB1, 1239 nucleotides. RefSeq lists its product as hypothetical. Gene Ontology annotation, biological process: lipid metabolic process. The transcript has 2 exons. The coding region runs from base 1 to 1239 and encodes 412 amino acids. Lineage: Eukaryota; Evosea; Eumycetozoa; Acytosteliales; Acytosteliaceae. The record is from RefSeq and is a predicted model, not a curated record.